Molecule: messenger RNA, 1845 nt
Organism: Triticum aestivum (bread wheat)
Lineage: Eukaryota; Viridiplantae; Streptophyta; Magnoliopsida; Poales; Poaceae
Product: aspartokinase 2, chloroplastic
Exons: 13
Coding region: 7-1845 (612 amino acids)
Biological process (GO): L-homoserine biosynthetic process
Cellular component (GO): chloroplast stroma; cytosol
Molecular function (GO): aspartate kinase activity
Source: RefSeq, a predicted model, not a curated record
GUCGUGAUGAAAUUCGGAGGGUCGUUGACACGGUCGGCCGAUCGGAUGAAGGAGAUGGCCAAGCUUGUCCUCAGCUUGGAAAAUCCGGUGGUUGUUCUGUCCGCCAUCAGGAACACCACCGACAACCUUCUCGAGGCUGCAUGGAAGGCGCUGAGCUGCGGCUCCCAAGAGGUGAGCGAAAUCCACGAGCUCGCCACGGUAAAGGAGCUGCAACUCAGGAUGAUCGGUGAUCUUGGACUGCAUAAGCCCAUGUUUUCAGGUUCAUUGGAUGAGCUAGAAAACAUUCUUAUGGGCAUUGCUAUUAUGAAAGAGCUGACCCCUAAGACACGAGAUUACCUUGUUUCCUUUGGUGAACACAUGUCUACAAGAAUAUUUUCUGCAUAUUUAAAUAACUUUGGGGAAGGGUCACGGCAGAUUCUAGACCCUUUUCGUGAUCUACCUUUUCCUAUUAUGUCAAGAUUUUUGUGUGCAGAUGUGAAAGAUAGUCAAUUAGGUGAUUUCCAAAAUGAAUGGGAAUUGUAUGCCGUCAAUACUCGUCGAAAGGGUGGUAGUGAUUUGACUGCCACUACUAUCGGCAGAGACUUGGGAUCAAGAGAAAUCCAGGUAUGGAUGGAUGUAGACGGUGUUUUGACGUGUGAUCCUAAUGUUUGUGCAAAUGCAAUACCACUGCCCCACUUGACUUUUGGUGAGGCUGCUGAACUUGGGUUGUUUGGUGCAAAGGUAUUAUCCCCGCAGUCAAUGCAACAAGCAAUGGAAGGUGGCAUACCGGUUAUAGUUAAGAACUUGUGCAACCCUCAAGCACGUGGCACCAAGAUAGCUAAAACAAGAUAUAUGAGCAAGAAUGUAUUAACCAGCAUUGUGUCGAGAUCACAAAUUACCAUGCUGAACAUAGAGAGCAGAAGGAUCCUAGACCAGUCUGCUUUCUUAGCAAAGUCAUUCUCAACACUUGGAAAUUUUGGCAUAUCAUUCGAUUGUGUGGCUAUUAGUGACGGCAAGAUCUCCUUGAUAGUAAUACCAUCAAAGAUGUCGAGUCAUGAAUUAUUGUUAUAUUCCAACAACCUUGAUAAUGUAGCUGAAGAGCUUCAAAAGCUUGCAGUUGUUACUUGCCUACAAGACAGAUCAGUCAUCUCCCUGAUAGGAAACAACACACAGAUGUCGUCAACCAUUUUUUUAAAGGCAGUCAAUGUUCUACGGGGCAUUAAUGUUGAUGUCCAGAAGUUCUCGCAGGGGUCGUCCGAGGUGAUGAAGGUGUCCUUAGUGGUCGCCGACAGCGAGACAAAACAUUGUGUGCAAGUCCUUCAUUCAGCAUUUUUUGGGAAUGUCUUUGUGCGAGAAGUCCAGGAAGUGGAUCUGGAGCUUAAUGGCUCCCAGGUGCAAGAGCCAGAGAACUCACCGCCGGUAGGAGCCAGCUCCAGCGACAAGAGAAAGACGGGUGACGAACAUUUGGUGGCUCCACCAAACGUGCGUCAGAAACUGACGAGCACUGAGCCCGAUGAUCAUAUGGGGGUAACUGAACACCAGUGGUCCCUGGACGGCGAUCCGAUGGCCGUCGGAGGCGACAACAUCAACAAUCCUGAGGUUUUGCCCUCCAGAGGAGGGGAGCAAUCCAUUCCUCAACCCGCAACAGGCGAUGUGCCUGACGAGGGGGCCGGAGAGGGUUUCUGGACGGAAACCAUGAUGUCUCAAGUGGAGCCGUUCAUGGAUAAGCUCUUCCCAACGUCGGAGUGGGACCCCACCAAUAGUGGUCAAUACGCAUUGUUGUCAAAUGUACCUCCGCCCCGUCGUGAUGAGUCCAUGGAAGAUUUGACGUCCUUCGACGAUUUCGACCCAUUGUGGAUGAUAUAA